Messenger RNA from Triticum aestivum (bread wheat), 1221 nucleotides. Its product is annotated as serine/arginine-rich splicing factor RS31. The transcript has 5 exons. Lineage: Eukaryota; Viridiplantae; Streptophyta; Magnoliopsida; Poales; Poaceae. The coding region runs from base 275 to 1024 and encodes 249 amino acids. The record is from RefSeq and is a predicted model, not a curated record. Gene Ontology annotation, molecular function: RNA binding.
CCAAGCAUGUCUUGCCGGGACUGACAUCAAUCAUCAUGCGAUUCGUGCCAUGCCAUCAGUUCCAUCAUGCCAUACCAUGCCAUCAGUUCCAUCAUGCCGUACCAUGCCACGACUAGAAGUAUCCACCAGGCAUCAACUUGAUAACUUGCUAUGUGCGCUGUCUCAGUAAGCAAUGUCUGUGAGGCUCUUUGGUCUGUAGAAUGGUGAAGCAUGUUCAGUGCCGCCAGUCGUACCUUCUUACUUUGGAAAUUUUGGAUAUAAGUUGUACAACACCAUGCCUAGUCAUGAAUGGAAUCUACCAGUAAGCUCAAUAGCUCUGUUGAUACCAUCAGAUCUGUGCAGGUGCAGUAUUUUUCUGUUUCUGUCAGGGUUUGCUUUUGUCUACUUUGAGGAUGAGCGUGAUGGUGAUGAUGCCAUACGGGCUCUGGAUGGUUAUCCCUUUGGCCCUGGGAGACGCAGACUUUCAGUGGAGUGGUCACGGGGUGACCGUGGAACCAGACGUGAUGACCGUGAUGGCUAUAGUAAACCACCAGUGAAUACUAAGCCCACCAAGACCCUGUUUGUCAUUAACUUUGACCCGAUCAACACAAGAGUCAGUGAUCUUGAAAGGCAUUUUGGUCAUUUUGGGAGGAUUUCAAAUGUUCGGAUAAGGAAGAACUUUGCUUUCGUGCAAUUUGAAACUCAGGAAGAAGCCACAAAAGCCCUUGAUGCUACUCAUUUGACGAAGUUACUGGACAGAGUGAUUUCUGUUGAGUAUGCCUUCAGGGAUGAUAGUGAACCAGGUGACAAGUAUGACAGGCCAAGUAGAGGCGGUGGCUAUGGAAGGCCGGAUGACAGUUCAUAUCGCCGUUCUGUCAGCCCAAUGUACCGAAGGUCACGACCUAGUCCUGACUAUGGUCGUCCAGCGAGUCCUCAGUAUGGUGCAUAUGGCAGGAGCAGGAGUCCUGUUCGUGAUCGCUAUCGAAGCCGAUCUCCUGUCCAGCGCUCAAGAUCCCCAGCUCCCAACAGAAGAGGUUAUGACUGAUGGACAGUUAUCUCGGUUAUGGUAGCGAGGCGGUUUCCAUAUGCUGUUCUAGCUCUAGCAUUAGUAAACAAGAACACUUAUGUACCCGUACCGAAGCUUAUCGUCUAGCUGACACCAUGUUAUAAGAAGUUGGACCUGUCCUUUGACAACUGCUUUGUCGUCUGUGUGUUAUAAGAAGUUAGACCUGCACUUUGACA